Messenger RNA from Schizosaccharomyces osmophilus, 2154 nucleotides. It is a transcript of the gene vtc4, whose product is annotated as vacuolar transporter chaperone (VTC) complex subunit. The coding region runs from base 1 to 2154 and encodes 717 amino acids. The transcript has a single exon. Gene Ontology annotation, biological process: polyphosphate metabolic process; microautophagy; vacuole fusion, non-autophagic. NCBI's taxonomy places the organism in Eukaryota, Fungi, Ascomycota, Schizosaccharomycetes, Schizosaccharomycetales, Schizosaccharomycetaceae. Gene Ontology annotation, cellular component: vacuolar transporter chaperone complex; fungal-type vacuole membrane. The record is from RefSeq and is a predicted model, not a curated record.
AUGAAGUUUGGCCAAUUGCUGAAAGAAACGCUAGUACGGGAAUAUCAAUACUCAUACGUAAACUAUGACAAACUAAAGAAAGAAAUUAAAAAGAGAAAUGAUGAUGGAGGCUGGUCCGAAGAGGAUGAGUCCGACUUUGUUGAAUUACUAGAAAAAGAGCUCGACAAAGUUUUUUCUUUUCAAAAGGCGAAAUCAGAAGAGACACUGGAACGCAUCCGCUUCUGUGAGGAACAAACUUCGGAUGCUGUUAGUCGUCUUAAUAGCGAUGCUCCUCCAACGGAUGCUGAUUUCAUGACUUUGGAAACUGAACUUACGGACAUUAUGGCAACGGUGCAUGAUUUGGCGAAGUUUUGUGAACUCAAUUACACUGCUUUUUACAAAAUCGUUAAGAAACAUGAUAAGCAUACCUCUUGGUCACUAAAGCCUGUUUUUGCCGUUCGUUUGAAUGCCCGUCCUUUUUACAAAGAACAAUAUGAUCUUUUAAUAGUAAAGCUUAGUCGACUGUACGAUUUCAUUCGUACUCGUGGCAGCCCCAUUAGGGGCGAUAAUGCAGCUGGCGGUACUCAACAGAAUUUUGUUCGUCAAACUACGAAGUACUGGGUUCACCCUUCCAACGUAACAGAGCUAAAACUUUAUAUUCUCAAGCAUUUGCCUGUUUUGGUCUUCAAUCCCAAUAAAGAGUUCACCCGUGAAGAUUCUGCUAUUUCAAGUAUUUAUUACGACAACGACGAUCUAGAGUUUUAUCUUGGUCGCCUUGAAAAGCACGAAGGUGCGGAAGCUAUACGUCUUCGUUGGUAUGGCAGUAUGGAAAACAACAACAUUUUCGUUGAGCGCAAAACUCAUCGUGAAGAUUGGACCGGAGAAAAAAGUGUAAAGGCCAGAUUUCCGUUAAAGGAAAAAAACGUUAACGCCUUUUUACGCGGUGAUUACACCGUUAAAGAAGCCUUUACGAAAAUGCGAAAAGAAGGGAAAAAACCAAUCUCUGAAAUUGAAAAUCUGGAACGGCUGGCAAAGGAAGUUCAGUAUACUGUUAUAAGUAAAGGAAUGAAGCCAUACGUUCGAAGUUUCUAUGAAAGAACUGCAUUCCAACUGCCAGGUGAUGCUCGUGUUCGUAUCUCCUUGGACUCUAAUUUGGCAUUGGUUCGAGAAGAUGGUCCAAAUCGUGCUGGAAACAAUUGGCGCCGUAUGGACAUCGGAAUUGACUACCCCUUUAAUCAAAUUCCCGAUGAAGAUGUGGUGCGCUUUCCUUAUGCUAUUCUAGAAGUAAAACUUCAGACCCAGUUUGGCCAGGAUCCCCCCGAAUGGGUAAAUAAUUUGGUAAACAGUCAUCUCGUUGAAGCAGUGCCUAAAUUUUCUAAGUUUAUCCAUGGUGUUUCUAGCCUAUUUUAUGAUCGUAUUGAUAUGCUUCCUUACUGGUUUCCACAAAUGUCAACAGAUAUUAGAAAGCCUGCUAAUAAUACCGUUCGUCCCGUGAAGAGUUUAAGCGAUGUUCCUAGUUCUUCGGCAUCCCAGCAUGUAUCUGAUAACGAGAACACACAAUCGAGUAAUGUCUUAGAUGAAGAAGCGCGUAUACCGUCAUCAUCUACUGUCAGAAGAAAUGAAAAUCUCCACCGUGCUCAUGAUCAAUUUGAUGACUUAGAUGAACGCACUUCCUUAUUAAGCAGAGGUGAACGAAGAGAUCAUGAUUCUUUUAUUUCCUUAAUCACUACAAAACUAAAAGCUAUAAAGGAUAGUUUCUUUCUAGAAACCGUUCCAAAGUUUGAAGAAUCAAACGAGCCUUCAAUAUUGUAUGAGCAGAAUUUUACAGCUCCUCCUGGCAAAAGAAUAUAUGUUCCUGUUCGUGUGGAACCAAAAACAUAUUUCGCUUUAGAGCGUACCUAUUUGGAUUAUUUGCGUUAUUCAAUUUUGAUGGGUUCCAUUGGCAUUGCCUUGUUUAAUUUUUCUCAUACUCGUGCAGGUAUACUAGCAGCAUCCUGUUUUACUCUCGUUGCCUUGUCUGCUAUUAUUUAUACCACCCUUUUGUAUUUAUGGCGAGCUGUUAAUAUUGCUAAGCACAAUGCUGUGCGAUACGAUGAUCGAUUUGGUCCAACUGUUGUUUGCGGUAUAACUACAAUUGCAAUCGUCGCCAACAUUGUUUUUAAUUUCAAAGCCUAA